Molecule: messenger RNA, 950 nt
Organism: Ananas comosus (pineapple)
Lineage: Eukaryota; Viridiplantae; Streptophyta; Magnoliopsida; Poales; Bromeliaceae
Exons: 2
Coding region: 79-696 (205 amino acids)
Source: RefSeq, a predicted model, not a curated record
AUACACAUACCAAAGAAUUGAUCUAUAUAUGUAUAUUCUCCCUUGGAUGUUCACAAAGAAUAGUUUCUCUUUAAAACAAUGCCUUACUUUGCCCAUGAAUACGAAACCAAACUCCCAUGCUCCCACAACAAAUCCCUCCCAACUCUCAUUAGAGAUAUAGCUUGUGGGCACUGCCAUGGCUCCUGCCUCCGAACCCCGUCCUCAUCGAGCUCCGACGACGACGUCGAUGACUACGGCUUGGAUUUCGAUACUAAACAAGUUAUUCUCAUGGAGAUCAGAAACCGAGCAAUGAAGGCCAAGCUCAACCCCAGGGACUUCGCCUGGUCUCUCCCUCCACCUGCACAUAGAAGAGAAGUUAUCCCUCCCAAGAGGAAGAGAUUAAUCGGAGACGACGAUGAUGACGAUGACGAUGACGAUGAUGAAGGCGAGAGCGGCGACGACGAGGCCUACUUCUCGGUGAGGAGCUGCUUCUCGCGGUGCUCAAGUCGGAGCGCGGGGUCGAUGGAGACGUCGGCAGCAGCAGCCGGGAAGGCCGACCGGCCGCGCACGUUGGAGGAGCUGAUGAGCUGCGAGGGCUGGCCUUUCGGCCUCUUCCGCCGCGCGGCGGCGGCUGCAGUGACGCUGCCGCCGCUGCCGAGCACGCCGGCGGAUUCCUGGAUGUGGCAUAAGAGGAACCUUUUGCAUUACACUCAUUGAGUAUCAAAGGUUUGUUGAGCACCAAACAAAGUGUGUAGUAGUUGGAAAUUUGAGUAUAUAUAUAUAUAUAUAUAUAUUUGUAUUGAAAUUUGAAGCACGAACCAUCGGAUUUUGGAUUUAGCAUAAUAUUAGAUUUGUAAAAAAAGAUUCACAGGUUAAGUGUCUCCCUCAGUAUGUGACAUUAAUGGCUUGUAAUAUUGUAUUUUCCAGGAUUUGAAGUAUAUUGAUACACAAAUAAAAUAAAAUGUUGAUAA